AUGGAUCUCUCAUUGAACAUAUCCGGUGCUGGCCCACUCAGCCAAAUAGGCCUUCAUAUCCUCAAUUUUGACACUGCUGUCCACUUGGCUUCUGGAGCGGUCGGGUGGUGGAAAUCGCGCAACCGAUCCAUGUCCCUGAUUGAAUCUAUAUCAGCCAGUAAAGCAUCCAUUGUGUGCGCCAGCAAUUUUAACACUGUUAGUUAUCGAGAGCGAAGGAGGCAGGUUGGUCUUGUGAGAGGGCUUGCGGUCCAGCAAGAUGAUUUGUGUGCAAUUCCUGGAAGCAUAGAACAGACCGCGGUAUCUAAUGACUCAGGCAUCGAUUGUAUGAGGGCGAUGACGACUGGUCUCCUUUGCUUCUACCAUGUCCAAAAAGUCACCGCCAUUCUUGCAGAAAUUAUUCCGUUCGGCAUGCUACAUCCAGAUCACGACGAUGAAGUUCCCGUGUUUGAAGGGCCUCUUCUUUCUAGUCUUCGAGACUGGGUCAUCUCUGUGGCUGCCGAGGAAGACUGCAAUACCUACAGAAACCACCUGUUGCAGUUGGUUUCUAGUGCACAAGAUGCGUUAAUUGGUGCUGAAGUAGUACAUGCUGAGCAUUUCAAUAACUCCACAGAUGACUCAAAUCAUAUACUUGGAGUCCUAAGGUGGAUGGUGACGCCACUACAUAAGCGGAAUGAAACAAGGUAUCCCACACGCUCUUUCCACGUAUGGAGAAUAGCGGUCGUCAUGUCUGAACUGGGAUUUGAUAUCUCAGCGUCCCUGGAGUUAAUUUUUUCAUCUUUCCAGUAUAAGCAUUUUCUUAGCGAUACGGAAAAUUCUAGCCGCUACUCUGAUGUUGCCCUUGUUACAACUUCUGUGGGUGAGACUGAUCCUUGGAUGUUUCAGCGGGUGCAUACGGAUUUUCUUAGGUUGCGACCGCAAGUGGUGUCCAUACGCAGCAUACCCCAUAUAUUAUUCAGCCGUAUCGCCAUGAACGAUGCUGACGUGACACCAGAGGAGCUAGUUGAGAUGUGGAAUAUUUCAUUUGACUUUGCCAAAAAGGCUGUGGGAGUUCCAUCCCUCAAACGAGGAGGAAAUGUUGAACUUCCAGUUGCCAGGGACUUGGAGCUUGUACGAGAAAAUCAUAAGCAUCUUAUUGGGAUAUGGUCGACUCACAUGUCACGGAUCCUCCGCCCUGCGAUGGAGUUAUAUAUCCCGGCGUCUUUUGGAGAUCCAUCAUGGUCUCACACGGAACUUCUAGCCUACUUCCAGCGCCAGAGGAACGGCGACCCAGCAGCUUCUGAAGACCGAGAAGUCAGACGCAAUGUGCACAAAUUAUCUGCCAUCCUUUUGGGAUCUAUAUACGGCGCCUGCGUGCAGUCUUUAAUUCCAAUGAGAGACGCAGAUGGAGAAGCAAGUCCGUCCGAUUCCCUGCAGCUCGCAUUUACGCCGGAGAAUAUCAUCUCGGAUAAGCUGUUCCAGUGGACAGCGUCUCUCGGCCUCGCACUAAGUGGACUUUUGGAAUCAAGCAGAUGGACUGGUCUUCUCCUUGAACUUGCCACGGGCAUCGAACAUACCCAACCUUUAAAUGAGCAACCUUCAGCUGGUCUGCUUGGACGCAGACUAAAUAUUACCCCCAGUCACGAUGGCAUCUUUCAAGAAUCUCAUCUAAGAGUUUCAGAUAUUUUCGGAGUGCAAGCGAACGGAGUGUUUGCUGUUUCUGACUUUGUCGUUCGACCAUCGACAAAUGCAGACAGCGCCUUAAAGUUCCACGUUGGAAUAGGUCGAAUUCUGAACCUACCAAUAGAUGGCUCGGGAUAUCUCCGGACAUCCCAAAUAAACCCGGCCGGGAUGGAGCUGCCGUUGAACCCUUCGCCUCAGUUAGAGAUUCUAUCGAGGCAAUGCGGUGCUGCCAGCAUACAAGAUGCCUUUCGGAUUGACGCAGAACCUGACUGGAAUGUGAAUGCGCAGACCAUUUGUUUUGGUGUUCGCCGCGCAGGUAUUUUGAUUUCCAUUUUGAAUAUUUCGCAAGUCUUGGAGAGACUUUACAAUAGAACGGUUUCCUGCACAUGUGGGGAGCCGCAAAUGGCAGUGACCGUUCCACUGUCCGAGCGAUGGCAGGAGGUCACAGUCUAUCAAUUUCUUCGACCAAGUUACCCUGGGGGUUCGAAAUUGGCUGCGUAUAUCAGGGACGAGGACAAGAUCAUUGUAAACGUGGAAGGGGAUGACAUGAAGCGGAUUUUCAUUGUGGGGACUUUACAAUGCAGGAAGUUUGCUGUUUGUAAGGAUUGUAUUCAUUGCGCCUACAACAGCAUCAGAAAUAAGGACAAGAAAGAAAGUGCUGCUUUAAUUGUAGGAUAA
This is a messenger RNA of Talaromyces proteolyticus, 2337 nucleotides long. RefSeq lists its product as uncharacterized. The coding region runs from base 1 to 2337 and encodes 778 amino acids. The transcript has a single exon. NCBI's taxonomy places the organism in Eukaryota, Fungi, Ascomycota, Eurotiomycetes, Eurotiales, Trichocomaceae. The record is from RefSeq and is a predicted model, not a curated record.